UACAUUACAGUAACCUCCAGAUCCAUCAAAUCAAACAAAAAACGCUGGAUGCCCGAGCAUUUUCUCGAAAAUUCUGCUCGCGUAUAGUAAAUUGCAGAGUAAAUGUUGGCAUUGUUUAUAAACCCUGUAGAAAUCGCUGACUGAAAGAUUCUAGAACAGUUCUUGACAGUGAACUUAGUUACUUUGACAUUAAUAUAACUUUUGCAUCGAAUUACCGAGCUCCAAAUUUCACUUGCGAAUUUGUUUUUGAUCCUAGUAUCCAGAGAUUCAAAAUGGUCAGUCGAUUUCUACGUGAUGCUUACGACCCCUUCGAUUACCUCGUAGCACCUCGUCUUGGUUUGGGCUUACUCGAUGAUUAUUUUGAGCCAUCCCAUAUUCACUUAAAUAUAGUUUCACCCCGUCCACAAACCAGAUCUCCUUUGUCUGAAGGUAGCAGCGACUGCAACCAAUUUAAAGUGAUGUUAAACGUCAAGCAAUUCCGACCUGAUGAAAUAGACGUCAAGACAGUUGACAACUUCAUUGUAAUUCAUGGAAAUCACGAACAGAGAGCUGAUGAACAUGGGUUCAUAACUAGAGAAUUCACUAGACGUUACAAGCUUCCAGAUGAUGUUGAGUCUGAUAAAGUCACUUCAUUUUUAAGCCAGGACGGUGUUCUAACUAUUCAAGCUCCCAGGAAGCAGAUAGAGCCUCCUAAAAAUGAACGAGUAGUUCCUAUAAUUAUUCAGCAACCAGCUGCUGUGGAAGAGGCGCAAAAGCAGCAACACAUUCAAGAUCAAGUUCUUGAGGAACAAAAACAGUGACUGAUUUAGACAUUUUUGAACUGUUUUCUUGUAUAAUUUGUUCAUGAUUCUAACUAGUUUCUGUGAUAUCAUCAAAUGUGCUCAUUCCGCCUGUGAAAGUAAUAAUUGUUGGAUUAAUUUGUUUUGUAAUAAAUCAUUUAGUAAGUA
Messenger RNA from Parasteatoda tepidariorum (common house spider), 947 nucleotides. RefSeq names its product alpha-crystallin A chain. NCBI's taxonomy places the organism in Eukaryota, Metazoa, Arthropoda, Arachnida, Araneae, Theridiidae. Gene Ontology annotation, cellular component: nucleus; cytoplasm. Gene Ontology annotation, biological process: protein refolding; response to heat. The record is from RefSeq and is a predicted model, not a curated record.